Messenger RNA from Fonsecaea erecta, 1059 nucleotides. RefSeq lists its product as hypothetical. The record is from RefSeq and is a predicted model, not a curated record. Gene Ontology annotation, molecular function: hydrolase activity. The transcript is spliced from 2 exons. The coding region runs from base 1 to 1059 and encodes 352 amino acids. NCBI's taxonomy places the organism in Eukaryota, Fungi, Ascomycota, Eurotiomycetes, Chaetothyriales, Herpotrichiellaceae.
AUGUCGUACACAGACAAGGAGUCUCUCCUUGCCCUGGGGCAGAUAGACCCCGAACUCAAAGCGUUUCUCGAGAAAGCCAACCUACCGCAGCCAGACUACAGCAGUCUCGACGACUUCAAGGCCAUGGUGGACAAACGAAAUGCCGACGCCAUGAAACUCUUGGGCCAGCCUCCGCCGGAAAUCAAGCAGACCGAGUUAGAAUAUCCCACAGCGGACGGUACCAAGCUGCGCGCAAAGCUCUAUCAACCGACAACCCCUCCCAAGAACGGAAGCCCGCUGAUCGUCAUGUACCAUGGUGGAGGGUUCUGCAUUGGCGCGCCAGAGGGCGAGGAGCAGUCAUGUCGCAAUUUUGUGCAGGCUUUCGGUGCUGUCUGCAUCUCAGCCUCGUAUCGCCUUGCUCCGCAGUUCAAAUUUCCAUAUGCGCCCAAGGACUGUUGGGACUGCUUACAAUGGGCGGCGGCCAAUGCAAAGUCCUGGGGCGCCGAUCCUUCGCUCGGGUUUGUCAUUGGUGGUACUUCGGCAGGAGGGAAUAUAACGGCUGUCCUGGCUCAUGUGGCACGAGACGAAAAGUUGUCGCCCCCCUUGACAGGCCAAUACCUCGCCAUUCCUGCGGUGUUGCCUGCAGCCAAGGUCCCAGAAAAGUACAAGGAGUACUUCCUGUCGUACGAGCAAAACCGAAACGCACCCGUCCUGCCUGUUGCGGCGAUAGAUAUGUUCAUGCGCGGAUACGAGCCUGAUGAAGACGACGGCGUCUGGUAUGCUCCCUUUAACCACCCGAAAGGCCACAAAGAUCUGCCUCCUGCCCUGUUCCAGAUUGAUGGGAUGGAUCCGCUGAGAGACGAAGCCAUCAUCUAUGAGCGCGUGCUGCGGGAAGAAAAUGGGGUCAAGACCAAGAUGUAUGUCUAUCCUGGUGUGCCGCACGGACACUGGGGCUUCUUCCCGUUUUUGAAGGCGAGUCAAAAGUUCCGUCGAGAGCAGGUCGAGGGCAUGAGUUGGUUGCUGGGAAGAGAGGCCGACUUCAGCAAGGUCAUCACCCAGGCUGUGGCCGCGGGUGUGUGA